Plasmodium berghei ANKA is the source of this 738-nucleotide messenger RNA. Its product is annotated as conserved protein, unknown function. NCBI's taxonomy places the organism in Eukaryota, Apicomplexa, Aconoidasida, Haemosporida, Plasmodiidae. The record is from RefSeq and is a predicted model, not a curated record. Bases 1 to 738 code for a protein of 245 amino acids. The transcript is spliced from 5 exons.
AUGGAUAUGGAAAUAAAGGAUUUUGAUAAAUUAUCAGGAUUUCGAAUCCAAUUUACAAAAGACUUGAUUUUUAAAGGAAGUAUAAGUGCAAUAGUUGGAAUGAUACUUGGUAUUAUGUGCUCUUUGAUAGUUAAUUGCACAUUAGUUGAAGUAUCCUUAUCAAGAUUUUUCUCUAUGUAUUUUGGAAUACUAUUUAUAGUUGUUGGAAUUAUAAUUUUUUGGAGAUUGAAUGCAAAUGCAAUAGACGAAGCUGAAAACAGAAAAAACCAACUAAUGAUUCUAGCGGGAUUGAUAAUAUUUUCUGGAGUAUUAUGUUUAUUCUUCGAUCGCUCGUGGCUGUUUUCUCUUUCCCCGAUAUCCAAAGUUCCUAUUUAUUGCAUCCUGGGAAUUAGUAUUUCCUUUGCCUUAACCUUUAGCUUAAUAGAUUUGAUAAAUUAUCUAAUAGGAUUUAUACAAGGAUCAAUAACUAGACCACUUAUAGAAUCUGCUGCACAGGUAUACAUGAUAUUAUUAUUUACAAUUACCAUGGGAGGAAUAUUUGGAUUUAUAUUUGGGUUAUUGGAUGUAGAAGACGAAUCAUCUCAUCAUAUUCGUUUGGCUUUAAUGAAGGCUGAAAAUUGUUGUUUCCCUCUAGGCGCGGUUUUGGGAGGACUAGCUGGUUUUGGAAAUGAAGUUUUUAGGCAACAAACCGAAGCUUAUAAAUUAGAAAAUAUCACUGAGUUUGAUGAUGAAGUAUAA